AGCAGAGUCACGUGACCAGCAGUGCAUCAGAUUUAAAUUGUGGUUAUUUGUCACCGUUCGAAUGCGAAGAAGAAGAGGAGUUUUUUUUUAGUUUCAGAGGCGCUUGAGUGUGCGUUUAAAACCUCGUGUUUACAGCUGAAGGUUCCGCUGCAGGUCUGAUCCGGAUCGAUCUGUUGCCCACCGAGGAGAUGGACUGUCGAGCUCAGAACGAUGUGUUCUUUCUGAUCGAUGAGAAGUUCGACUUCGAUGUUUCUCUGUCUCCCGCCAGCUCCAAAGGUGACGAAGACGAAGACGAGGUGUUCGUGGGUCCCGUCGGCCACGUGGAGAAGUGCGUCUCCGCCAAUGUGGCGUCCCUCAGCGGCGGCGUGCGGACGAGCUGGAGUCCGCUGAACGGCGAGCAGAUGGAGGCCAUGUGUCAGGAGGCCCAGACGCUCGCCGGCCAGCUGCAGCGCGCCGGCCUCCUCGCGCCCCCGCCGCUCCCCGACGAGGCGCCUGGCGGCGACUCGUUCUCCCAGGGAGCCGAGGCCCAACUGGGCGCCAUCGAUCGCGGCGCCGCUGCACCGAGCCCCGUCAAAAGGCAGACCUUCUGCGUGCAGGACAGUCCCAUGAAGCAGCUGCCGCCUGCCAUCCGCCACCGCCUGCUGACGCAGGGCGCCGCCGCCACGGCUGCCCCCGCCCGCCCGGCCUCUACGUCCACAUCCGCCCGCCCUGCUGGCAGAGGGGGCGCCUCCAGUCCCGCGGCCAGGCCCCCGCCCAGGAUGGGGCUGCGUGGGAAAGCCACCCUCGGCGCAGCCGUGGUGCUGCCCAGCAAACCGGCCGCGGCGGCGCUCCCGUCUGCGGCCGUCAAGAGGCGAGCGGAGCGACUGCAGCCGCCGAGCAAACCGACGGGGGGUUGGAGGCGGAGCCCCUCCAGCAGAGCCGGGUCAUGUGACGAUCUUCUCUCUGAUUCAGCGAGCGUGGCGUCUGACAUCAGCGACUCGUCCCUCAACUCCAGUCUUCUGGGAAAGCGCACCAUGGCUCCGCCCACCAAGCGUGCUCUGGGGAACCUGUCAGGUGUGAAAGCUCCGCCCCUUCAGAGGAUGAAGGUGACUGAGAGGAAGAACACGUCCUCUUCCUCGUCCUCGGUGUCCAGCUUCAACUCCAGCCUCUCCCUCUCCCCCGCUACAGGUAAAGUGAACUCCUCUCUGAACCGGAGACAGAGCAGCUCCGUUGGCCCCGCCCCCAGCAGGCCGGCCAGUCACAGCAGGCCGCGCCGCUCCACCACCACCGCCGCCGCGGCGGAGCCAGCGCCGUCCACCGCUGGCCGCCGCUCGCUGUCGCUGCGGGCCAGGAAGCUGUCGGAGGCGGAGCACGUCAAAGCCCCCGUGUCCACGCCGCGUAAGAGGCCCGAGGCCACGCCCGUCCACAUGACGCCCGCCAAGAGGGCUACGGAGAGGGCCGCCUCCACCCCCCCCGCGGCCUCGACCCGGCUGCACAGCGGCUUAAAGAACAAGUCCAGGCCCGAGGCGCCGGUCCUACCGACACCCGGCGGGAGGGUCCGAGGAGUCGCUGCCGGAGCCUUGAGGCCAAACAGGCCGCCGUCGGUGAGCGGCGUGGACAGUCGUCUUCCUCAGAAGGCGACUUCUGGUCCUCUGACGCCUUCAGCCGCCGCCGGCCGGGCGUUGCCGCUGACGACGCGGCGCCCCUCCGCCCUCCCCACCCCGGUGAGGCGCAGGACGCCCGCCAUCCCCGUCGCCACGCCGACUAGACGUCCGCCCACUUUUGACUUUGACCCCGCCUCCGUACGGAGGGAGAUGAGCUGCAGCCCCACCCCCGAGGAGGCACAGGAGGUGGAGCCUGUUCAUGCACCAGACGUCCAGCCCUUCUGUCUCGAGGAGGGGGAGGAGCCGCCUGCUGCCCCGCCCACCACCCCGCCGCAGCCCGACCAAUCAAAGAACUCCGAUCCUCAGGACGACUCGCAACACGACCAGAGCCCGAUGGAGCUGGAAAGCACAGAAAAGAGCAAGAAACAGGAGGUCCUUCUGUUGGAUCUUCCUGCUCCGACUCCGCAGCCUCACGAGAAACUUCUCAUCGACUUGACCAACACGCCCGACCUGAUCCGGACCAGCGCCACGGCCUGCACCGCCACUCAGCAGCUGAUCGACUUGAGCUCUCCGCUCAUCAAGUGGAGUCCGGAGGAGAAGAGGGAGAACAACGCGCCGCUCAUCAACCUGUCCUUCUGAUCCAGACUCCACAACUCGGCAGAAACUCUAAUCAUUUAAAUUACUGUUUGGUUUUUAAAUGUUAAAUUUAAAAAUAAUCAAAGGUGGAGUGUUUUCUGCAUCUGAUUGUACCGUUGGUCUUUUUUAUUUGUCUCCGGCUUGCUGCUCUUAUUGAUGUCUGAAUAAAUGUUGUUAAUGUCACUCCUGUCAUUUCAUUUAAUUAUAGAGGUGUAUCAGUACGUUUGAUCCUCCGUUGCAACAGAGGAAGAGUAGAAAAAGUAAAAAUACAAUUGUAAUAAUUAUAAAAUGUCUAAAAUUCAUUGACUGACUGAGGUUAUUUUAGUAUUCUUCAUCUGCAGCUUAGUUACUAAAUGGAACACUGAGUAUAGAUUUAUAGCGCCCCCUGUGGGCUUCCUGUUCUCUGGUUGCAUAAGAACUAAAAUUGUAACAAAUCCAAGGCUUCAAGGAACAAGUCCACAGUACGUUCUCUUCUCUUUAAACGACAUCUUCUCACUAGACAUUA
This is a messenger RNA of Pungitius pungitius (ninespine stickleback), 2724 nucleotides long. It is a transcript of the gene gtse1, whose product is annotated as G-2 and S-phase expressed 1. The record is from RefSeq and is a predicted model, not a curated record. NCBI's taxonomy places the organism in Eukaryota, Metazoa, Chordata, Actinopteri, Perciformes, Gasterosteidae. Bases 189 to 2222 code for a protein of 677 amino acids. The transcript has 12 exons. Gene Ontology annotation, molecular function: microtubule binding. Gene Ontology annotation, cellular component: cytoplasmic microtubule; microtubule cytoskeleton.